AUAUCUAGGACGAUUACAUUCAAUACGACGUGAUUACUUGCAUCGAUUUUCUUGAGCAGAAAUGCCUUCCGAAAUCAAUCAAUCCUUCGGAGCUCGAUUGCGAUAACAUAUUAAGAGGAUUUUUAAAGUAAAUAUUUAAAAACUGGAAUAUCAAAAGGAGGCCGAAAUUUCUUUUGUAAACAUUUAAUGUUUGGCGACGUGUGGAUACUGUUUUCAGGUUCAUGGUGCUAUCACAUGUUUUUUAGUAGCAGAAGAAUUGUAUUUUGAACAGUUAUUGUAACCCAGAUAAGAAAUUUGGGAGUUUACAGCCAUAUUUCCUUUGUGAAUUUCAUUGAAACCGAAAUUAUAUUACCAAGUGUGAUUCAAAGCAUUCAACUAAGCUUCAAAAGAUUAUUGAUGAUCUUACACUGGUUUAUGAAAACUUUCAUCAAAAUGAACGUGUAACACAGAAUAAAGUACAUGUCUCAUUGUCAAAAAUUUUAUGAAGAAGAGAAUAGAAAUGUCUUUUCUGAAUUCUUUGAAAAAUAUAGGGCUGCGUCUCACCGAGUAUACUCAUGGCGAUGCUGUAACAGAUUCAGAAAGAGUGAAAAUACUAUCCGGCAGUCCAGAUAUCAAACAUGAAAUCAGCUCCUCCAGCAAUCAGCAGACGGAAAAUCAACAUCGCGCAUCACUCAAUGAUGUGUCAGGCCUUGGAAGCAUCAGAAGGAAACAGGUUACAAACGCUAGUAACGAACUUUACCAAACUGACAGCUCAUUCUAUAAUAUGGGAUUCUCAUUAUCACCUUCUGACCUUGAAAGAAGUUGGAAAAGCGGGCGACCCAGCAUGAAUGGCAGCAUUUCAGAGAAUGGGUUAAGACGAACGAAAAGUGAAUGCAAGAUAUCAAUUAAUCGAAAUCCCGUUGAUAAUUCCUAUAUCGACAAAAAGUUUGGCCCGAUUCCAUCGGAAACAUCUUACAAAAAGGCUGCUAAAUUCUUAAAAUCACGAUGUUUAUGCAAUUUAGCAUGUCUUUUGUCUUUCAUCACAUCAUUAUUUCCAGUACUAAGUUGGCUGCCAAAGUACAAAAGAGAAUUUAUUAUUCCCGAUCUUAUUGCUGGCUUUACAAUAUCAAUUCUUCAUAUACCUCAAGGUAUGGCAUAUGGUGUUCUUGCUGCCUUAAAAGCUGAAAAUGGAUUGUAUGUUUCAUUUUUUCCGGUUCUUAUUUACUUUCUGUUGGGAACAUCAAAGCAUAUAUCUGUUGGAACAUUUGCUGUAAUAAGUUUGAUGCUAAGCAGUGCUAUCUAUGGAUCUGGUGCAGUUGUCAGUCGAGAGUUUAAUUCAACUAGUCCAAAUUUUUUUAAUGGAUCGCAUGGAUCACUUGGAAAAGUCGAAAAUUGGCCUCCUACUCAUUUGGAAACUGCAACUACUCUUGCAAUGGCCGUUGGUUUCUGGCAGCUUUUCAUGGGUGUUUUUCGCCUUGGUUCUCUUACUGUUGUUUUAUCGGAUCAGCUGGUCUCUGGUUUUUCUUCAGGUGCUGCAUGUCAUGUUGCUACUUCUCAACUGAAAGAUCUUUUUGGUAUACACAUUGGACGUUAUAGUGGAACUCUAAAACUGAUAUAUAUGCUUCGAGAUGUGUUCACAAAUUUGAUCAACACAAAUCCUGCCACAGUAAUAAUUUCUGCAAUUGCUUUAUUUAUUUUGGCUGUAUUUAAAGAACAGAUUGAUGGUAGAUUAAAAGGAAGACUAAAGAUGCCUAUACCUAUUGAUUUAAUUGUAGUGGUCAUUGCAACAACCAUAUCUUAUUUUUCUAAUUUUCAUUCAAAUUAUAGAGUAUCUGUUAUUCAAGAUAUUCCUAUUGGAUUACCUUCUCCAACACCUCCAAGGUUAGAUAUACUUCCUCGUCUCAUUGGAGAUAGUUUUGCUAUUGCCAUUGUAGCAUAUGCUAUUUCUCUAUCCAUGGCAAAGUUACUUUCCAAAAAACACAAAUAUAGUAUUCGACCAAAUCAGGAGCUUCUUGCUUUGGGUUGUGCAAAUGUUUUCGCUUCCUUCUUUUCUUGCUACCCCUGUUCUGCAUCAUUGUCUAGAAGUCUUGUUCAGGAAAGGUCUGGUGGUAGAACACAGGUUGCUGGUUUGGUAUCAUGUUCUAUACUUCUUGUUAUUUUACUUGCUCUUGCCCCUAUGUUCUAUUCAUUACCUAAGUGCAUCCUUUCCUGCAUCAUACUUGUGGCUUUGAAGCCAAUGUUUUUACAAAUGAAAGACUUUUACAAAGCAUGGCGUAUAUCGAAAUUAGAUGCUUGCAUAUGGUUGGUUACUUUUCUGUCAACUGUAUUAUUAGAUGUUACUUAUGGACUGCUAGCAGGUGUGAUAUUUUCUUUGGCAACUGUGAUAAUUCGAAGUGUAUUACCAGUCAAAACCUUCUUAGGAAGAAUAUCAGAUACAGAUAUUUAUUUAGACACAAAGCGAUAUGACAUGGCUCAUGAAAUCAAAGGAAUAAAAAUAUUUCAUUUCGAAUCUGCUCUUUAUUUUAUCAACAAAGAAUUAUUUAAAUCAUCUUUGAUGAAAUAUGUGCCUCUGAAAGCUGAUGAUGGAAUUAAAAUUGAAGACAGAAUUCAUCGAAUAAUUAUUGAUUGUUCAACAUUCACGUUUAUAGAUAUUUCUGGUUUAGAAACAUUAUUAGAGAUUAUACAAGAAUAUCAGGAAGUGGGAGUUGCAGUGUUUUUAUCUGGUUGUUCUGUUUCUAUGCUAUCUGUAAUGGAACAUGCUAAAUUCUAUGAAAGAGUAUCUCAGCACCCAUCAGUGUUUCCCACCAUUCAUGAUGCGGUUGAAUUUCAGUAUUUACCACACAGCAGUAUUUCAAACAGCUGAUAGAUGUAUUUAUUUUAUUAUCUGUUGAUGUUGCCAAUGUAAAUAUGCUCUUAAAUAUAACUGUUGUAAUAUAUCUUAUUGAUGACAAGUAUUUAUAGUAAAAAAAUGACCGAAAACUUAUAUAACAUGUAAGAGUUCUUGCACUUAUAUAUAUAUUUAUCUAGAAUAUGUAAAAGAGGUGGAAAAAUAAUUUAUAAAAAUUAUAUUUUUAAAGAGAACAUUUUUACUUAAAAAAAAUUAUUGCAGUAACCUAAGUCAUUGCAGUACAUAUUUUUAACUGUGAAACUUAUUUUCUUGCAUAUUAAAAAAAAAUAUGGAUACUUUUUUAAAAACCAGAAUUUGUUGAUGAAAUUUGAAAUAUUUCUUAAAAUGAGUAAUUAUUGUUAUGAAGAUAUUCAGAUUUAUUAUUUUGAACUUUUGGAAAAUAAAUCUUAAGUGCUGUGAUAUUGAGCAGCUUAUAAUGAAAUGAAAAUGUGAUAAUUAUUAGUCUACUUAAUACUUAUGGUUUGAUCUGUGUUGUAAUAUUGUAAUUAUCUUGUAUAUAUUCUAAACUUGAUUAUGACAAUUUGCUUAUUUAUCUGUCUAGUAGUUACUGCAGUUUUGUUUUUAAUCUACAAUUGUUGUUUAUUUGAAACAUAAUUAUUAAUCUCAUGUUCUUUUCAUAUUAAAUUUAAAAUCACACUAUUUUG
Messenger RNA from Argiope bruennichi, 3531 nucleotides. Its product is annotated as sulfate anion transporter 1-like. The record is from RefSeq and is a predicted model, not a curated record. Gene Ontology annotation, cellular component: membrane. Gene Ontology annotation, biological process: transmembrane transport. Gene Ontology annotation, molecular function: bicarbonate transmembrane transporter activity; oxalate transmembrane transporter activity; chloride transmembrane transporter activity. Bases 482 to 2842 code for a protein of 786 amino acids. The transcript is spliced from 20 exons. NCBI's taxonomy places the organism in Eukaryota, Metazoa, Arthropoda, Arachnida, Araneae, Araneidae.